AUGGAUACCAGCCGCGUGCAGCCUACCAAGCUGGCCAGAGUUACCAAGGUGUUGGGCAGGACCGGUUCGCAAGGGCAGUGCACGCAGGUGCGCGUGGAGUUCAUGGACAACAGGAGCCGCUCCAUCAUCCUCAACGUGAAAGGGCCCAUGUGCGAGGGCGACGUGCUGACCUUGUUGGAGUCAGAACGAGAGGCGUGGAGGGACUUCAAAGCUGUCGUCAUCCAGUUUCCGUCUUCCCGGGAGCCCGCGUGGUGGCCAGACUCCAUUGCCUGGGUCAAAAGUGCAGCCUCAGCUGAUGACAAGAACUGGCUUCAGUGA
This is a messenger RNA of Elephantulus edwardii (Cape elephant shrew), 318 nucleotides long. Its product is annotated as 40S ribosomal protein S28-like. NCBI's taxonomy places the organism in Eukaryota, Metazoa, Chordata, Mammalia, Macroscelidea, Macroscelididae. Gene Ontology annotation, molecular function: structural constituent of ribosome. The transcript has 2 exons. Gene Ontology annotation, biological process: maturation of SSU-rRNA; translation; ribosomal small subunit assembly. The record is from RefSeq and is a predicted model, not a curated record. Gene Ontology annotation, cellular component: cytosolic small ribosomal subunit; ribosome. The coding region runs from base 1 to 318 and encodes 105 amino acids.